CGAGUAAUAAAGUCACUUGCCACGCGGCCAAGGGGUUGACCAACAUGAAGGUGUGUCGCAUGGCAUACCGCACCUUAGACACGAUGGACGACGUCGGAAUGCGAUUUGUCGAUGCGGCACGAGGAAUCGGUCCCACAACAAACACACCUCCGUCGUCCAUGGCCUCUGCCGGGCUGGUCCAUGACGCUUUAUCCAUGUCACUUUAUCCAUAGGGGCAUGAGACAAUGCGCCCCACCCACCCUCGCCCCAUCUUCUCAUCAGUCAUGAUGCAAACAUGUCCACAUCGUCCUCCGCCCCGCCGGCCCCACCAGCACCCCUCAGCAACGUGUCCAUCGCUGACACAACCAGAGGGAUGCGGUGUGUGUGAGUGCGUGUGUUCCCUCCCUCUCUUUGUUCAGGCCGGAUGACCCACCUUGUUUCCUCAUGUCUUGGUCGAGAGUGCCGUCGGGGAGGACGUCUUGCCUCUGGUAGACCUGCACGUACGACUCGCUGAGGGCCACCAGCUGCGGCAGCACCGCCGUCACGCGCAGAUCCUCCAUCUCAUACCACUGAUUCGACGGCUGAUCAAACAUACCAGCGACACACACGACCGCACAAUGCCGAAAUGCUCGGGUGUGGUGGUCUGAUCCCUCCCGCUUUCCCUCCCUCACUAACCGCAUGGAGAACGUGUGCGCGGUAUUUGCCGUCGUGCGGUUUGCCCUCGUGGCACACGUUGGCGAUCAGGUCGUACCGGGUCACCGGGUUCUCCUCCUGCGCCUCGGGGUGCACGUCUACCACACACACACACACACAGAGAGACAGAGAGAGAGAGAGAUGCACCCGACCCCACCACCAUGUGUGUCUCCACACGUACAUUCUCUGAGGUCGAGGUUCUUGACGGGGAACGUGACGAUGGUGGGGUUCUUCUCGAGGAAGAAAUUGUUCUUGGAGAAGCGCUUGAUGUGGAAGACCAGGUAGGGCGGCAGGCGCCAGAGAGAGUACCGCUUCACCUGCCCGCGCAUCGUCUCGUGCCGCGUCUCGCCGUCGAACUUCUGCAGCAGGUCGAAGAUCGGAACCUGAUAACAGAACAGAGAAAGAUAGAGCACCAAGAAAACGAGACACAUGCUGUGUGUGGCAUGUGGGUGGUGUGGAUGGGUGAGUGCGGGGGCGUACGGUUGGGAUCAUGUUGCGGUCGAGGGAGUCCUUGAAGAUGGGCGAGGGGGGCACCUCCAGGGUCAAGUAACUGAGGCAAGGAGGGAGGGAGGGACGGAGGGGACGGAUGUGUCCGUGGCGGUCGAGCCAUCGGUGAGUGGUGUUUGUAGUGUGUGCAUGGUUACAGGAACGGGGUCUUGGACUCCUCUGGAGGCUUCACCGACUCAUCGGCUGCACACACACACACACAAAGUGCACGUUCCCCUCCCUGCCUCCCUGUACACCCUCUUCCUCACCGUUGACAUCUGACGUCUUGACGAACACAUCCCCCUGGAAACACUGAUGCACCACCGAACCUGCACGCCAAACAAACCAGUGCUCAAUCGGCCCGCCAGCCGUGUGUGUGUGUGUGCGUACUUCCGGUUUGUUUGUCUUUGAGUUUGGCGUGUAGCCUGUUCAUGAGCCACACAAAGAAGGUCAGGGGGUCCUCCUGCUGCCCGAUGCGGAACUUCUUCUCACUCGCCACACCCACUGCCUGCAUACACACACCAUGCCACACCAUACCACACCACACCAGACGGACACACGUGCAUCUGUGUGUCGCUCUGCCCGUCGCUCCCUCCCUCCCUCCCUCUCCCUCUCUCUGCGUGUCUGUCUCACCUGCAUGAACUCGUGUGGCGACACGAUGCCCUUGAAGUUGCGCGGGUUGAAGAUCUUGCGCAGCAGCUCGCUGCAAUUCAGCAACACCGGGUCGGGCCUCUGCACAAACAAACCAGUAAGACCGUAGACUGCAGCGGGAGGCGCUCGCUUGUGUGUGACUCACUUAUUGCACACCUGUUUGUGCGAGAGGUCCAGCAGCAGCAGUGCGUUUCGCAGGGGGAUCACUUGACACAGAAACUGCACAACGACAUUGCAGUAGUCCGUCCGCUUCAGGUCGUUCAAACCGAUGCAGCCUGACACAACACAACACACCCAGUGUGUGUAUGAGCGAGCCAGCCUUUCGUGUGGAAGGCUCUCCCGCCCAUGCCGUCCCACCAGGGAUGAAGUCGGUGCCGUCGAGUGCCUUGCCGUAGACGAACCGCUUGCUGCUGAGGUCCUUGACCUCAUCGGGCGUGUACGUUGGCUUCAAGUUGUACUGAACACACACACAGCCACAGAUAGGCAGGCAGCAGGUGGGAAGGGUGCGCCUGUCGUAGCUGUGUGUGUGGGUAGUGCGGCAACCUUGAUGUCGUUGAGGGAGGCGUCCUCGACCAGGUAGUUCUCGGGCAGACAAUACACCUGCAGCAAUGCACCGCACCCAUCAAUGCAGCGGUGUGUGCGUGUGUGGCCAGGCAGGGCAGCCCACUCCAGCCCACGUUGCAGUCGCUGAGGUUGAUGUACACGUAGUGCCCCUCCUCCAACGCAUGGGUGUACGAAUGGGUGUUCUUGCCACGACCUGAUUGACACACCCAUCCAUCCAUCCAUUCACCCACCCAGGCACACACACCUUAUCGUCUAUCUCUCCCUCCCUCCCUCCCCCCUGUCUGCCCGGCUCACCCUGGAAGUAUUUGCCGCACACGAGGCAGCAGUAGACGUGAAGGUUGGACAGGGUGAUAGAGCAUAGCUUCUCGAAGUCAAAGUCCAGCAGGUGCCGAUUCACCGUCCCGAGGUAGGGGCACGUCCGCCGCUGAGGGCGGACUCUCGGCGCCCUCUUCCCGCCCCCUCUCUGCUCCUUCUUGACGAUAUCCUUCUUGUCCUCCUCCGCCUCCACCUUGACUGACGCAGUCGACUGCGCAUUGUUGGAGCCCGUCACGGUGACGUCGGCCUCGUCAUCGGUCUCGCGCUUGAUGGGGGGAGAAUAAUCGUGCGACCUUUGGGGUGCACGCACCUUGAUGCGCUUCGCCGGCGGCGCGUCGGAUGCACCAGCCGCCGCUGCUGCUGAUGCGCUGGCGCUCUCGGACAUGCUGGCUUGAUGUUUCUUCCGCUGCGUG
Molecule: messenger RNA, 3101 nt
Organism: Vitrella brassicaformis
Lineage: Eukaryota; Vitrellaceae
Source: the annotation of a GenBank genome assembly